Messenger RNA from Xylaria bambusicola, 3867 nucleotides. RefSeq names its product putative RNA binding effector protein Scp160. The transcript has 4 exons. Gene Ontology annotation, cellular component: nucleus; cytoplasm. Bases 1 to 3867 code for a protein of 1288 amino acids. The record is from RefSeq and is a predicted model, not a curated record. Gene Ontology annotation, molecular function: mRNA binding. Lineage: Eukaryota; Fungi; Ascomycota; Sordariomycetes; Xylariales; Xylariaceae. Gene Ontology annotation, biological process: nuclear division.
AUGGCAACCGAAGAAGUUUCCGCCGCUGCCCGGCUUCUUCAGAAGCAUGCUCAGCACCCCCUUCAAGCCACCGUCGAAGAUGCGCCCGAUGAUGAAGCUCAGCCCUCGACCGACGCGGCAGAACCCAGUGACGCUUCCUGGGCUCCUACAAUGUCAGCCAAAGCCGCCGGAAAACAGCCCAGCGCCGCCUCGGCUGGUAUUGACACUCAGUCGCAUGAGGCAUUCCCCGAGCUCGGAGUGCCCAAGACCAACGCACCAAAGACGAACUACGCUCCCAUCUGGGCUGGCGCUAAGGGCAGCGCAAACGGUAACUUGAACGGAACUUCUUGGUCAGCUAAUGGCACCCCCCGUACUAUGACGCCUACGUCUGGAGUGGCCACCCCGACUGGCGUGCCUCCACCAAUGGCCAUUCCUGGUCGGAACGUGGAGACCAUCAUGCUGCCUUCGUCCUCAAUCCUCCCUCGCGCCCAGCUCAAGCGCCCAAUCCCUGAUAUCGUGAAGGAUAUCAACCGGAAGUCUCGGGCAGUCAUUACAAUGGCCAAUGGGCCAGGUGGUCAGCUGAAGUUCGAAGCUUCUGGCCCUCAGGACAAGGCUCAGCAAGCUUUGCGUGAUCUGGUUUCACAGAUUGGUCGCAAGGAAACUGCCACCGUUUCGAUCCCACAGUCUGCAAGGGCUCAUAUCAUUGGUAAACAAGGUGCUACGAUCAAAUCUAUUCAAGAGAAGUCUGGUGCAAGAAUACAAAUGCCUAAGGUCAAUGAAAAUGCUUAUGCGGACGAUGAUGAUGAUGACGCCAUGGUCGACGUCGUUAUUGAAGGAAACACCCACACGGCUGCGUUGGCGCGCCAAUUAAUCGAGAAGAUCGUUGGUGAACGCUCAGCUAAUUCAAGUACAAAGCUGAGGUCUAUUCCUGCCGAGUUUUAUCCCUUUAUUUCCGGCCCGAAUAACAGUCUCACCAAUGCUCUUGAGGCGGAGCAUGGUGUUCAGAUUCGCGUGCCGCCGCAUUUGCCGUGGGCUUCACAGGUGCCGCAAAUGCCAGUAGCUGGACAAAGACCAGCAUUCACCCCUGCUAUGAAUGACAACCACAUCCAACUAGCAGGUGAGCGUGCUGCGGUUCAAGCUGCGAAAGCCGCAAUCGAGCAGAGGGUGCAAGAGCUGCAGAAUCAACUUCACAUGGACCAGGUGGACAUUCGCCAGGGCGCCCACCAGUUUAUCAUCGGAGAGCGGGGAAUUCCAUCAGACGAAUUCUUUGCCGAUACCAACUGUGUAGUGAUUCUACCUAGCGAACCUGGUGUAGAAACCGUAACGAUUGUCGGCUGCCCGGAUGAUGUGGCGAAUGGCCUAGAGAAGGCAAUGGACUUGGCCACGCAGGUUCACACCUCGGUUUUCAACGUCGCGAAGCAUCAUAGCCAUGCUCCUGGCGGAGAAGCCGGUUACACUCGAGAUCUUGCUCGGUAUCUCCGCCAGAGGAAGGAGAUCGAACGACUUGAGCAAUUGUACAAGAUCAAUAUCAACACACCUUACACCAGCGGAAUAAUCAGCCCUUGGGAACUAUACGCUCGGGAAGGAAAGAAUGCGCUCAAGGCUCAGAAAGAAAUGAGCUCCAUCGUCAAUAGUCACCCACCCUCGCGCUUAGCGACCAUCCCAGUUGAUCCUUUCUUCCACUCCUACCUGCGUAGUGACAUUCGGCCCAAAGUACAAGAUUCCUUUGGUGUUCAUAUGGUUAUCCCUGAUAGCUUGGACCCUGAGAUGCCUGUCCUCUUGGUAUAUGAGGGGCCCGAAGUGGGAGAAAAUGCGUAUGAAAUCCCCCAGAAAACACCCACUGCUUCAGAGCUUCGCACUUUCCAACAAGGACUCGGCGACGCCAGAAAACACAUCCUUGAGUUGAUCAAUAAGCAAGAAAAGAUUGAAACAAUCACUCUUGAAGUUCCAGUCAAGUUCCAAGACAAACUGCGCAGAUUCAUUAAGAAGGAACAGGAUACGACAGCUCGUGCUGCUGGUGACAUUCCCGUCCGUGUCAGUGUUAAGGGCACGACUGUGACUAUGCGAGGCCCUGCUUCGAGUGUGAAAUCCCUCGCUGACAAGUCUGCCGCUUUUGUCGAGCAAGAGAAAGAAGACGAGAAAGAGCGCGGGUUUAGCAUGAAGUUUGAAUUUCCACAGAAGUUUGCCAACCAUCUCAUUGGCAAGUCUGGCAGCCAUAUUAAUGAACUACGUGAGAAGUUCGAUGUUGAUAUCCAGGUGCAAAACGGCGAGGUUGAACUCAAAGGACCCAAAGCGAAGGCUGAGAGAGCAAAGGCCCAUAUCACUUCACUUGGUCGGCAAUGGGCUGACGAGACCACCCACACUCUCAAGAUCGAGCCCAAGUUCCACAGAGAACUUAUCGGUGCACAGGGUAGCCAAAUCCUACGACUGCAGACACGAUAUGGUGUUCACAUCAAUUUCCCCAAAACAGCAAAACCUGGACGAGAUGAUGAGUCUAUAGCUGAUGCUGCUAGUGAAGCUGGUAGACCACGUCGACAGCAGGGUCCUGACGAGGUUACCAUCAGAGGUCCCAAGAAGGGAGCCGAUGCGGCUCGAGAUGAAAUAUGGUCUUUGUAUAAAUAUCUCGAAGAACAUGGCUUCAGCGAGACUGUAACAGUGCAACAAAAACAACUACCUUCUUUGAUUGGGUCCGGCGGUGCUGCUAUGGAUGAGCUACGCCAAGCCACAGGAGCAAGAGUCGAUAUACCUAAUGAUAGAAGCGAGAACCCAGAUGCUGCGGUUGAGAUUACUAUUAGAGGUAGCAAGCAGCAAGUUGCCGCUGCUAAGAAAAUCUUGCAGGAAAAGAAGGCGGUCUUUGAUGACACUAUUUCCAAGACUCUCGAGGUGGACCGAAAGUGGCAUAAGAAUUUGAUUGGGCCAGGAGGCUCUACCUUACGUGACAUCGUCAUCAAGUCCGGCGGCCCAGAAGAUCGACGCCUGCAAGCUCGUACCGUCCAGUUCCCUAAACAGGAUGCCGAUGGCAAUGGUAUCAGAAUUGAAGGUAGACGCGAUGUUGUUGACAAGAUCAUUGCUAGCAUUGAAGCCUUCGUGUCCCAGCGAGAGAGCCAAGUCACGGAGACCCUAGACGUUCCAGUUGAGAAACACCGAACUCUCAUCGGACGUGGAGGUGAAACCAAAAGGCAGCUCGAAUCCCAGUUCAGCGUCUCCAUCGACAUCCCUCGGCAAGGCAGUGGCUCGACUGAAGUGAAGCUAGUUGGAUUACCUGCGGACGUUGAGAAAGCCAAGGACCACAUCUCAUCACUGGUUAAGGAACAGCAAGGGGAAACCGUUCAGAUCCCCCGAAAGUAUCAUAACGCUAUUUCAGAGAACGGACAGUUCUUCCGUAGACUUCGUAAUGAUCACAAAGUUACGGUUGACCAUGCAGGCCAGAACCCCCCUGCUAAAUCGAAAGCCCCGAACACCCGAGCAAAUACGGGUGCCCUUCCUUUAAUCACCGACGAUGCAGAAGCUGCUGCUGACGCUCACUCGUGGGUCAUUGUUGACACAACUUCUGCCGAAGACGGCGACAUCCCUUGGGUCCUGAAGGGAAACCAGGACAAUAUUGAAAAGGCCAAGAAGGCUAUAGCUACUGCCCUUGAACAGGCUCAAAGCAACAGCAGUACGGGUUACCUUGUUCUGCCUGACCCAUCUACCUACCGCCUUGUUAUCGGCACUGGAGGCUCCAAGGUCAACGCCAUUCGAAAACAGAGUGGUUGCAAGAUCAAUGUUCCACGUGAUCAGGCCAAAGAUGAAGCGAUCGAGAUCCUUGGUUCUAAGGAAGGCUGCGAAAAAGCAAAGGAUCUUAUCCUUGCUGCCGUUCGGGAAGGACAGCUCAGCCGCAGAGACUAG